This is a messenger RNA of Microthlaspi erraticum, 387 nucleotides long. The record is from the annotation of a GenBank genome assembly. Lineage: Eukaryota; Viridiplantae; Streptophyta; Magnoliopsida; Brassicales; Brassicaceae.
AUGGCGGAAGAAGAGACGAUUCGACCGCAGUUUCCAAUCACAAGGGUGAAGAAGAUCAUGAAACUCGACAAAGACAUCAACAAAAUCAACUCGGACGCUCUUCACGCCGUCGCUUACUCCACCGAGCUCUUCCUCCACUUCCUCGCCGAGAAAUCGUCGGUAGUAACGGCGGAGAAGAAGCGGAAGACAGUUAAUCUCGAUCACCUGAGAGUCGCCGUCAAAAGACACCAACCCACCAGCGAUUUUCUCCUCGACUCGCUUCCUCUUCCCUCCGCUCAGCCCGUCCGAGCCGCUAAAACGGCGUCGGAGAAGGCUCCGCCUGUUGGGACUCGCCGCAUCGACGAUUUCUUCAAUAAAGGGAAGGCCAAAAAAACUGAUUCCACCUAA